Messenger RNA from Gongylonema pulchrum, 366 nucleotides. NCBI's taxonomy places the organism in Eukaryota, Metazoa, Nematoda, Chromadorea, Rhabditida, Gongylonematidae. The record is from the annotation of a GenBank genome assembly.
AUGUGCACCGCCGAAGACAGGCGUUAUGGCGUGAAUUACCGAUGCCAGAGGCGAGCAGUGACGUUCUGCUUGAGCGCCGUUCCGGAGCAGUGGUUCUGCUCGAUUCAUUCCGAAAUGCUGCACCAACACCGAUUAUGUCUUAUUUGUCAGGCAUUCUGCACAGAGGGUGAGUUGAGGGUGUGCAAUGAGUAUGGGGUUCAGCACUGGAUGCACGACGACUGCUAUCACUUGUCGGGUAAUAUGUGCUGCCACUGCAAUACACUCUACUCGGCCGUUACUGGUCGCAUCUGCUACCCCUACAAGGUAAGCUUCUUGUCUCCCGGUCAUUUGGCUUACUGUUUUGGAAGUGUGCCAAUUACAGGAUGA